ACGCGGCCCGACGGGGCGACAGAUGCGCGGCCCGAGAAGGCGGUCGAGCCCGGGGCGCUCCGCCCAGACUAUUGGGCCACGUUGGAUAGCGCACGGAGAAGCGUUUAUCUCGUCCCUCAGGGCCAGGCGCGCCCCCUUCAAGAUUUCCAGGAUCUCCCAGCCCCCGUGGGCUGUCUGAGCCCCGCGCGCGCGGCAUGGAUGAUGAACUCCAUGGCCAUGGGCGGGGUUGUUUCCAGGAAGGGCGACCAGCGCAGCGCGGCGUGCAUGGGCAGGGGUUUUUUCGAGCGAGCUGGCCAUCCUGACUUCGUCGACAAUGCUGUCUGCCCGUGGCAGUUGCGGCUCGACGACGUCGCGAGGAGGGCGGGCAUCUCCGACGUGAUCUUGGCCCUCGUGGCUAGCGCGAAGAGCUGGGGCGACCGGGAGAGGGGCGCUCUGAGCAACUCUACGUGCAUGACACCUCUCGCGUUCAUGGCCGCGUUGGCGCGGUCGCAGAAUCUCGCGCGCUGCCUGGUGAACGACCGCCCCUGGACCGAGAGGGCGCUCAAGCGCCGCCCC
Prorocentrum cordatum is the source of this 555-nucleotide messenger RNA. NCBI's taxonomy places the organism in Eukaryota, Dinophyceae, Prorocentrales, Prorocentraceae. The record is from the annotation of a GenBank genome assembly.